UGUAAGGGACACAUUCCUGGAGAGGAAGAAAAGUAAGAAAAGGGGGAGAGCAAAGAGGAGACAGCAGAGAGAAAUGGAGAACACGCGCAAGCUAUUAUUUCCAAAAAGGUCUUUUAGGGAAAAUUAGGGGAAAGCGGAAGCCUGUUCCUGAAUUACUGCGCUGUAAGUAAUCGACCGCUGAUUGAGUAUGGACUCAUUGUUUUUAUGAGCUGAUAGAUUGGCUGACUGACUUCUGGAGAUUUUUAACGGACAAACUUUGAGCUGUUGGAGUGGAUGUGAGGAGAAAGGUGAACGGUGCACUGCAGCUUGAUUCUCAUGCCUCUCCAGCAGCCCCUCUGAUUCUACUUAUUGAUGAAUCGAUAUACUGACGAUAUCAACCCACAAAGCUGGAACCUGCAGAUUAUUACUUGGUCAUUAAGGACACAUUUCCUGUCAUUCCCUUCAGCUGUCUUGCAAGCAGUGAAACUUGGAAUGAACCUUAUAUAAAGGAAUUAUACAUGACUUUUAGAGAGAUCAUAAAUCAUAAAAUAUUAAGUACCUCAACAUUUCUGUGGGCACACAUUGACUGCUGCAGGCGCGUUAAAUCCCCUGUAGAAAUAUUAUAGGGACAGAGAAAAACCUCCACAAAGUGCAACAAGGACGAACAUAAAGGCGUCAUUUCUACUACAGCGCCACAGUAUGAAUAUUGUAAGAAUUUAAUAGAGAUUAUUUGAGUGCCAGCGCUUCUCGGGAUUCCAGUUUGGAGAUUGGAAGUUAUUUUUGGCUGCGCAAAGUAGAGCGACUCUUCCACACCAUUGCCCGGACAGAGUCAGAGAAAAGACUGAACACAGAGGUCUGUACCUGCUUUUUCUUUGUCUUCCAUCCCGUCCUGGAAGAAAGGAGCGGGAUACACGGAGGGCGGAGGAAAGGAAAGGAAAGCUAGAGAGAAAGAGAGAGGGAGAGCGGGGGAGAUGCCUAACUGCGGUUAAUUGGGGGAGACUUUAUCCUACCAACAUCUCGGAGAAAGAAGGAGAGAAGAGGAAAAGGGAUUUUAUUCCUUUUUAUAGCCAGAGAGGCUGUCUGAGGGUCUACAUCUCAUUUUUUGGGGGCAGAGGAGAGAAGAAAACAACCUUCUUCGGCUGUUUAUUUACGCUUAUAUCGUCCCGUCACUUUGGAGAGGAGAAAAGAAAAGAGAGCCAGUGCUGGGAUUAUUUUUUUUAACCUUUGUGUCUGGUCAAGAUUCCGUUAUCUGCUUGGAUUCAGGAUUAGUUCCUCUGAAACACCAGGUGCCAGUGGAGAACAGAGAGAUGAAGACUUUAUCUCUCCUCUUCCUCCUCCUCCUCGCCUCGGGAGCCUGUGACGACGUCAAGUACAUCUCCAAGAGGAACUCAGUGGAUGGAUGCAUUGACUGGUCUGUGGAUCUGAAGGAGUACCACGUAUUGGCUGGUGAGCCUGUUCGAGUUAAAUGUGCCUUGUUCUACAGCUACAUCCGAACCAACUACACCAUGGCCACAAACGCCAAGCUGCGCCUCAUCUGGUACAAGAACAAAGGCGAUGCAGAGGAGCCCAUCAUCUUCUCGGGUCACAGGCUGAGUAAAGAAGAUGACUCCAUCUGGUUCAGAUCUGCUGAAUUGGAAGACAGUGGAUUCUACACAUGCGUUUUAAGGAACUCCACAUACUGCAUGAAAGUGUCCAUGUCGAUGACCGUGGAAGAGAGCGACGAGGGAAAAUGCUUCAGUAGCAAAAUCCGCCAUCUGGAGAAAGCUGAGAUAACCCACAGCAAAAUGAUCCACUGUCCUGAUAUAGAAGACUAUUUGGCUCCAUAUAAACAACCGCAGAUGACCUGGUACAAGGAGUGUGAGCUGGUUGAAUGGAGAAGCUCCAUCAUUGUUAAUACCACACAUAUUUGGAUACCUGAGAUAGAGGAGGGAGACGGGGGAAAUUACACCUGUGAAUUGCAGUAUGGAUCCAGAUUGGUGCGAAGGACAACGCAACUCAAAGUCACAGCUCUCCAGACCACACAACCUCCCAAGGUCCUUUUCCCCCCAGACAGACAAGACACAGUGAUAGAAGUCACACCUGGUAUGCCUCUCAGUCUGGACUGCAAGGCAUUUUUUGGCUACAGUGGAGAAAACAGAAAGCCCAUCAUCUACUGGAUGAAAGGAGAAAAAUUUGUUGAAGAACUUGCAGGGCAUAUUAAGGAAACUGAAAUGAAGGUGGUGAGGGAGCAUUUAGGAGAGAAGGAAGUGCAGCUGUCCCUAACAUUUGAUGCCGUGGAGGACGGAGAUUUGGCCAACUAUACCUGUUACGUGGAGAACCACAUAGGGAGGCGCAGCGGUAGCGCUAUACUGCAAAAGAAAGAUAUGUACCGUCUGGAGUUAGCUGGAGGCCUCGGGGUCAUAUUGCUGCUGCUGGGAGUCCUAACCGCACUUUAUAAAUGUUACAACCUGGAGAUCAUGCUCUGCUACAGGAGACACUUUGGGAGUGAUGAAACUGAAGAUGAUAAUAAGGAGUAUGAUGCCUAUCUGUCCUAUACUAAAGUGGACCUCGACUCAUUGGGCAGCAGGACGAGCAGCGACGAGGAAACAUUUGCUUUGGAGAUCUUGCCGGAUGUUUUGGAGAAACAUUAUGGAUACAAGCUGUUUAUACCAGACAGAGAUUUAAUACCCAGCAGUACCUACAUUGAGGACUUGGCUCGUAGCGUGGAGCAGAGCAGACGUCUGAUCAUCGUUUUAACGCCAGAGUUUGUCGCCAAAAGAGGCUGGAGCAUCUUCCAGAUAGAGACACGCCUCCACUCCAUGCUUGUUACUGGGGAGAUCAAGGUGAUCAUGAUAGAGUGUGCAGACCUGAAGAAUGUCAUCAACUACCAAGAGGUGGAGGCACUUAAACAUACCAUCAAGGUUUUAUCCAUCAUCAAGUGGAGGGGUCCUAAGAGCAAUGAGCUGUCAUCUAAGUUUUGGAAACAGGUGGUCUACGAUAUGCCCGCUAAACGCAGAGAGACACUGUCCAGACGUCAGGUAAUGGAUUCUGGUGAACAGGGCCUCUUUGGUGACCUACAGACCACAGUCUCCACUAUUGCCAUGACAACCACUUCUGCCUCCCUGGUGCCCCCUAAUGAGAGUCGGCAUGGACACCAUCAGGUCGCCUUGGCAACAGAGAUCCCUGACUACAACCAGAUGACCUUGCCAUUAGGAGGGGGUCACAGUGCUACAGCAGCUCAAAUGCGGCAUUUCUGCCGCAGCUAUGAGUUUCAACUUCCCCCACAGCCCUCACCCCCACUUCCACCUCCCUCCACGGUGCAGUUCUCCACUCUGGGCCCCGGGGGGCGCCAUGUCUAUUGCAAUAUCCCUAUGACACUGCUGAAUGGACAGGGGUUCAGAGCAGUUCACUGGGGAACAAGAGGUGCAACAGAGCAAUACCCUUGGGAAGAAGCCAGAACUCCACCUGAACAGCACCUUUGUACCCCUCACCAGCAGAGAACUAAGCUCUGACAUCUGGUAGUUGGACUUCUCAGCUGAUACUGGAAUACAGACUGCUUUUCACUGGAUUCGUGUAGACUGGCGGGUCGUCUGGUUUUCAUCAGGUUUUUGGACUGUGUGCAGACUUGGCGUUGGACUGCCCAUCGACUGCUUUUGGGCUACUCCUUCCCAGCUGUAAAUAAAAGACUACCGAAAGACCGCAGAAGGCUUGGUGUCACACUUAUUAGGAGAGUGGUUGUAAACUGUUUACAGAAAGACUGGAAUUAUACAAAGGAUUGCACUCUGAUUUUGGACCUAUUACCUGGUAACAGGCUGAUGCCAGCUGGAAUGUACACUGCUGGCAUGACCAUGUGUCCUUGACAUACUGGCAAAAAGUUCCUGACUGGUCAUGCUGAGUUUGUGGAAAGGAAUUAGGAAACUUAAGAACUAGAGAAGUUAACGAAGGCAUCCUGAGUACUUCAAUCGUGGGUAUCCACCGUCUGUAGUACUCUAUUUGUUCAACAGGCAGGCAGGUUGGAUCUUGGAGCACUAAAACAGCACCUUUUAAGUCUGCUCACAAACCAGCUGCUGUGAAAACCAGUUGACUUGUCAGCUCAGACAAACAAGACGUAGCGUAAUCUAAGAAUGCCAAUUGAUCUACUUAUGCGAGUUCUCAUCUACCUGUUGACUAGGUGGCUUGUCGGGCAGACAAAGCAGACAUCAAGCAAUGAUUUUGGAAUACCAGACCACCUUAAAUCAACUAGUCAACCUCUUGAAAUAUUGCUCUACAGCACGCUAGCUACCUGGUUUGGCUCUCAGGAGCUGAACUAGACUUGAGAAAUGUUUUUCAGCAAGAAAAACAAGAGGGGGUGACACAUAAAGCGAAGGCUGAAGCUGCUUAAUGACUGAGAAAGCACAGUUAGGCAGAAACUAGCUAGUUGCAUAGACUAGUUGGCUGAAAGAAUAGCUAGUACUUGAGGUAAGUGUGUUUAAGGGCACAGCAAGACUGGAAACCAGCCAGUCCAUCACCAACAGAUGAACUGUCAGAUUUAACACCAAGCUAAAAGCAUAAAGGACUUGGCUUUUUUCUAUUUGCAUGACCACCCAUUUAGAUUAAAAAAAAGAAUAAUAAUCAAACAAACAUAGAUAAAAGAGUAAAUGACACAAUCAUUUGUCGAAGCCUCUUUUAAUAUGGAGGGUAUAAACAUCCUAUGUUGAUACAGUAUAUUUGUUUUCUGUCUGGCCAUGAUUCAAUGAUAAAAACUGAUAAAGGAAAAAAAGGAGGUGUCCCUCCAAAAACAUUUGGGUUAUUUAUUUUGUCACGCUUUAUUUAAGGGUUUUAUCCUUUUAGAAGGUUGUUGAGAAUUUUUACCAGGCUUUGUUUUUACUGUCUGUUUGUUACAAUAAUCUUUGUACAGCUUCCAUAACCUCUGUAUAGACCUAUACAUGACAGUGAUUUGUUCCCUACAGUUUUUGUUAACACUCACAUUAAGUGUUCUCUGAUGGCUCCACAGCCACUUUUUUUGUUGCCUUUGUUGUGUUUCUCUUUUCAUCGAUGGAUGGAUGUCUUACGGCAGUACGACCCUGCUAACGGACUGAUAUUUUGAACCUUACCACUACCAGUCAGCCAAAAGGGGGCUUCACUGUAUAAAAAGCUGUACUCCGAGCUGAAUCAGACCACAUUCUUCUUUGUGAGCUUUAAAAAAGAAAAACAAGAUUAUUAAGAUAAUAUUUAAGCAAAGUGGGUAAUGUUUUGAAUUUACACAGAGCUACUGUCAUUGUCUUAUUAGAA
Pundamilia nyererei is the source of this 5229-nucleotide messenger RNA. RefSeq names its product interleukin 1 receptor accessory protein-like 2 (gene il1rapl2). Gene Ontology annotation, biological process: signal transduction. The record is from RefSeq and is a predicted model, not a curated record. The transcript has 19 exons. NCBI's taxonomy places the organism in Eukaryota, Metazoa, Chordata, Actinopteri, Cichliformes, Cichlidae. Bases 1287 to 3470 code for a protein of 727 amino acids.